This is a messenger RNA of Liolophura sinensis, 780 nucleotides long. Its product is annotated as involucrin-like. NCBI's taxonomy places the organism in Eukaryota, Metazoa, Mollusca, Polyplacophora, Chitonida, Chitonidae. The record is from RefSeq and is a predicted model, not a curated record. The transcript has 2 exons. The coding region runs from base 1 to 780 and encodes 259 amino acids.
AUGCGUAUCCUUGUACAUGUACAGCAAGAUAAAGAUGUAAACAAGGAGAGCCUCAGUGUGGAUAUGCGUAUCCUUGUACAUGUACAGCAAGAUAAAGAUGUAAACAAGGAGAGCCUCAGUGUGGAUAUGCGUAUCCUUGUAAAGGUACAGCAAGAUAAAGAUGUAAACAAGGAGAGCCUCAGUGUGGAUACGCGUAUCCUUGUAAAUGUACAGCAAGAUAAAGAUGUAAACAAGGAGAGCCUCAGUGUGGAUACGCGUAUCCUUGUACAUGUACAGCAAGAUAAAGAUGUAAACAAGGAGAGCCUCAGUGUGGAUACACGUAUCCUUGUAAAUGUACAGCAAGAUAAAGAUGUAAACAUGGAGAGCCUCAGUGUGGAUACACGUAUCCUUGUAAAGGUACAGCAAGAUAAAGAUGUAAACAAGGAGAGCCUCAGUGUGGAUACGCGUAUCCUUGUACAUGUACAGCAAGAUAAAGAUGUAAACAAGGAGAGCCUCAGUGUGGAUAUGCGUAUCCUUGUAAAGGUACAGCAAGAUAAAGAUGUAAACAUGGAGAGCCUCAGUGUGGAUACACGUAUCCUUGUACAUGUACAGCAAGAUAAAGAUGUAAACAUGGAGAGCCUCAGUGUGGAUACACGUAUCCUUGUACAUGUACAGCAAGAUAAAGAUGUAAACAAGGAGAGCCUCAGUGUGGAUACAACUGAAAAGGAGGAGGAGGAUGAGGAGGAGGAGGAGGAGGAGGAGGAGGAGGAGGAGGAGAGGCUUCGGCGAAGGGAGAGUUAA